UUCAUCUCACAUACACCUUGCUGACUCGUGAAGUGCGUAUUACACGAUUUUUCAUGAAAACAAGUCACCAAAAUUUCAAUAAGUGAUAACAGAGCGGUUCACCACGGUUUCUCGUGUAAGAGGAUUUGUGCAGUGACAUGCGAACUGUUUGAUUAACCGCGAAAACGAAGAUGCGUGCACAGCACUUGGCAUUCAAUUUCAUUGGCAAUCGUCACACAAUGUCACCCCUGUAAACAGAAACGGCGGCCGUACCCAAGGACUGUUCCAUUUAUAAGGCAGUCAACCGCAUAAUCGUCAAAAACACUGCCAUCGUCCAGUAGGGCGCAGGAGAGACCAGUUGGCUGACACACGCAGAGGGAGACAAACCCAACAUUCAACCAAAACUAUUGCUGAAUAGUUCUGCACACAAGAUCAAGCCAUGUUACAAGAUGGUGUCCGAACGCCGGGGUUCACGGUGGAAACACCCCCUCCACAUAUGGAGAACGCUGGGGGGAUCCCACUGAAGGUUGCCAUGAUAUCUGUGCACGGGGAUCCUUUGGUUCCGAAUUCAGAACUGGGUUCUGAUGGCAAAGGUGGACAAAAUGUCUACGUGAGAGAAGUGGGGAAAGAGCUUGCCAAACUCAACUGCGACAUCACUUGGUUCACCCGAAGCGAAGCUCCGGACCAGGUGGGUGUGAUUGACAUAUCACCUACCCUCAGAUGCCAGUACAUUGUUGCUGGGCCUCAGGAACACAUCAACAGGGACUUCCUCUUCACCCAUCUCGACUGCUUCAUCGCACAGAUCGAUGCCUCCAAGUUUGAUUGCGUAUUCACCAAUUACUGGUUAAGUGGCUACGUUGGCCUGCGUCUUGGACGACCCCAGUUGCACGUGCACCACUCCCUUGGACAAUUGAAAUAUGAGCGACUGGAAAUGCCCGAAAUCGGCCCAACUCGCCUGACCGUAGAAAAACUCCUCAACAAGUAUGUCGCCUGUAUGGUACAUCAGACAGAUUCUGAGAUCAAACUGUGCGAAUCGACAAAUCCAGUUUUAAUUAAAGCUGGUAUCAACACGGAUAGAUAUGAACAGUGCGACCCAACCGCUGCUCGACAGGAACUGGGUUUUGACGAGAGCACCAUCAACGUAUUGUUUGCUGGACGUUUUGCCUCGCAGAAAGGUGUUCCGUACGUUAUUGAAGCAAUGAAAUCAACAGAUGUCCCUUUCAAAUUUCGUCUGAUUGGUAACUAUAAGGGGAGUGAAUUUGAACAUUUGGUGGCUGAAAAUCCACAGUUUGAUUUUGUUGGCCAACAACCUCCAGAAAUGCUGGCGCUAUACAUGGUGGCCUCUGAUAUUUUAAUCAUGCCUUCCUUGUACGAGCCUUUUGGAAUCGUUGCUAUCGAGGGAAUGGCCAGCAAAUGCUCUUUGAUUGUGUCUGCUACUGGUGGUUUGGAUGAAAUCGUGGAAGAGGGCGUCACAGGACUCAAGAUACCCCCUGGAGAUGCUAACGCCAUUCGCGUGGCGUUCGAACGAUUGGCAGCGUCGCCCGACCUCAGACGUCGGCUUUCUGAAAACGCACACGUCAACGCCAUGUCAGCCUACAGUUGGAAGGGGACAGCAAUCAAAAUACGCCAGCAGUUAGAAAGAAUUGUCUAUUGCAACCCUGUUCCAGCCAACAGAAUUUUCACACCAGCUGUCCAACCUGCACACAAUAAGGGUGCUUCAGCAGACUUAACCGACGUCGGGCUUGCGUCCAAGAGAUCGUACGUUGGUUAAAUUCUGACCAAAACGAACAUUCCAUUUUUCUGCCAAAAUUGUACAUAGUCCUGACGUUGCACACUGAUAUAAUUCACACGAGCCGCUUGAAUUGUGAAUUACUUAAUGAGUGAAGUGAAUAUAUAUAUAUAUAUAUAUAUAUAUAUAUAUAUAUAUAUAUAUAUAUAUAUAUAUAUACACACACGGACUGUAUGCACCCAUAAUUUGCACUGUAUAUUUGGAUUUGGUGUUCUGCUUAAACUCAGACUAACAAUCAGUAUUUUUUUUCUUCAAUUAAUUCAAAUAUUUUACCCAAUGGUAGGCCUAAUGUUAUUUUAGUCAAUAACAUUUGAAAGAGUUUUCCUGGCGUGCAUGUAUGCAUGCGGUCUACACAUCCAACCCUCCUUGUUCGAGCAGCAGUGCUCGAUAAUUGUCGGAUACACCAUUAUUUCUACUCUCCUUUCGGAUGCAAGUGUUUGACAUACAUGUAUAUAUACAAUAAAUAAGUAAAAUACUGUUCAAAAAGAGGCAACAGAACAAAAGAUUCAAUUAUUAAACAGAUUCUAGUUAUAUAUAUACAUCACUGAAAUAUUAAACGGUUGGACAAAAUUUGUUAUGAAAGCUUCACAUACUAUUUACUGAUUUUGUAUAACGUUACAAAAAAUAAUAAAUAAAUAAAUUGAUGCA
Molecule: messenger RNA, 2416 nt
Organism: Lingula anatina
Lineage: Eukaryota; Metazoa; Brachiopoda; Lingulata; Lingulida; Lingulidae
Molecular function (GO): glycosyltransferase activity
Source: RefSeq, a predicted model, not a curated record